AUGAGUGAGCGAGGGUCGGAGAUUGUGUUUCGCGCGGAGAACGUGCCGAUCCGGUUCUUCAAAGCAUGCCGGUGGUGUCGCCGACAGAAGAUGCGAUGUGAUGCACGUCAACAAGUACCCUGCUUUCGCUGCCGGUCCACCGGUCGGGAUUGUAUUUUAGAUCCGAUUGAAGACAAUCGGCGCCGUACUGAUCGUCGAAGGAAAGCUACCCCUGCACGGGCUUCUCCACUGGAUCAGAGGAGUGGUUUUCAUACUCCUGUCUCGAGAGAACAAGAUUAUUCUCCGAUCGGAGGGCAGGAUGUAAGCUUUGAUGCUACAAUCGACUCUCUUCCUGAUUCCUCGGGCUUGGGGGAUCUGCGCAGAUCUGUGACGGUUGAUCAUAAUGGUCCUGAGUCGCAGCAGUUAAGUCCGAAUGAUAUGAUUGCACCGGUUUCAGCAGUUCAUUCGAUGUCUGUGAACUUACUUGGGUCCAAUAAUAUAUUCAUGGAGCAUUCAACAAAUGGUGAUUCAAGAGGCGAUAUCGUUGAUCGUGGUAUCGUCACUGAAGAGAGAGCUCGAGUCAUGUAUGAAAGAUUUACAGUUGGGAGUAAAAACUAUUUGCCUCUCUUUGAUCCCAUCCGUGACACAUUCGACUCUAUCCGAUCACGCUCCUUGUUCUGCUUCACGGUCAUCAUCUAUCUAGCCAGUCGCGCGGUCAUGGACCUACGCGGCGAUACGCAUAUGCAACGCGUGCUCCAAGACGAAGCACAACGACUAGCUGAAGACAGCUUUUUCGAACGCCCAACGAAACUUGAAACAGUUCAAGGAAUGAUUCUUCUGGCUGCCUACUCGGAGAAAACCUGGUUUUCGACCGCACUCAUCCUGCGCACAGCUUUAGACUCUGGUCUCGAAAAGUCAUUGGACACAUUGCUCUCUCAAGAGAACGUCCCCCGGAGCUCACUCGCUGCCUCUAUGGCCGAUCGUCAGUUGGUGUGGCAGACACGGACUUGGCUCAUUAGCUUUACCUUGGAACUCGAUGUCGCCUCUGGAACCGGUCGCAAAUCGCGCAUUGGGGAGGUGGAUAUUACGAAACUGCGCAAAUUCCUUGACUAUCCACUUUCUUUACCAUGUGAUAUGCGCACUCUUCGAGGCCACUCGCGAAUAAUCCUAGAAAAUGCAGCAACGGUCCGUGACAUAAUUUUGACAGAACUCCCAGCUAUCAUGACAAGGCUACAAAACUGGUGGACCACUUGGGACGAUAUUCACAAUAACAACGGCUUCCAUGCCGGCGCAUUCCAACGUAGUAGCCUCAAAUUGAUGCUUCUCUACGCUAGAAUCUUCGUUCUAUGUGCAUCUUUGGCACGAAUCCAGAAACUGCAACCUACUGGCUCCAACUCCGAAUCAGAAAUAAUUGACCAGAGUGUAAUGAAUCUGUGGCAAUCUUUGGUCACGACCAUUAUGGAUCAGCUGGCAUUUUUGAUUGGCGAGCCAUCCUAUCGUUGUCAGCUACCCUGGGCUCCAACCUACCCAGCUUUGACAAUGGCAUUUGUCACCACAUUUGCACUCCGUAUAGCGCGCUGGCGGCCAAAUCUUAUUGAUCAGGAUCUACUUCUUGAAAGAGUGGAGAAAGUGUGCGAUUUCUUGAAGCAGCCACCCUAUCCAGACAUCCACCGAACAGUCUCGAUAUUCGUCAAUUACGCACGAGCCUUAAUCGCAAGUCAACGUCCAGGUAGCAAUGACAGCGAUGGGCCCAACUUGUCCAGUCAAGGCGAUGUGGUCAUGUCUUCCCACCAAGGGCCAGAAAGCCCUGUGGAAAAUGCCCCGCAUUUGGCAUCUUUGGAUGGUCCUCGGUACAGGACCGGCAUAACUGUGCCAAAUGAUAAAGACCCGAACUUGAUUUCCAUGACAAGCGGUGAUGCUGCAGCUGCAGCUGCAGCUGCGAGGCCUCCUCUUCCAAGGCUGCCCGACACGAUGGAUGCCCCUAACUGGACUAUGUCCAAUUCCAUCGCGGAUUCAUUUGGCAAGAUGCCCAUCGCUACAAUAUGUGAUGAAAAGAAAGACAAGGCCAAUUGGGAUUAUACACUAGUUGAACUAUCUCCCGAUGAAAUAUUGGUUGAGUUUCAGGAAGACUCUCCAGCAAACCCCAACAAUUGGUCUUUCAAUAAGAAGCUGUAUAAUUCUGUUGUGGGGCUACUUAUCGUACUUAACAGCGGCAUCUCAUCUUCUCUGCCUAGCAACGCAGUGCCCACUAUCAUGCAAGAUUUUGACGUUUCCGGGAACAGCCAAAGGAUUCUACCAACAGCCAUUUUCCUAGUAGGCUAUUGUGUUGGACCAUUAUUAUUCAGCCCAUUAAGUGAGACGAUCGGACGUCAACCGAUCCUAUUUUGGUCAUUCACUGUUUUCGUCUUGGGGACGCUUGCUUGUGCCUUUGCGCCUAAUUGGCCUUCGCUAUUGGUAUUCCGGGUCAUUUGUGGGACUAUGGCUGCUGCACCGCAAACUGUUGUUGGAGGAGUAUAUGCGGAUCUAUUCUCCGAUCUGCGAACUCGUGGCCGAGCAAUGGCUUUGUAUAUGGCUGCAUCAAGUUUUGGGCCAAUCAUUGGGCCAAUCAUAUCUGGUUGUUCGGUUCAAUAUGGUUGGCGUUGGACUUUCCGGAUCGAUGUUAUGCUGUGUGGGAUUGGAUGGGUUGGUCUUUGGGGAUUUUCUGAAACUUUCGCCCCGGUGUUACUCAAAAAGCAAGCGGCGAAACUAAGAAAAGAGUCCGGAUCAGAUCGAUUUCUUUCUCCACAGGAACUGAAGUCCGAUGCGGCCUUUACUUUGACUCAGACGAUCAUCAGACCUCUAACAAUGUUAUUCUUCGAACCCAUCAUUCUCUUCACAUCGAUUUUCAUCUCUCUGGCAUGGAGCAUGGUAUUCUUCUACUUCCAGGCGUAUCCCAUCAUCUUUGAGGGCACCUACAACUUCGACGUUGAAAAAACAUCUUUGACGUAUAUUCCAAUCGGUCUGGGCGCCGCAUCCUCCUGCCUAUUCGCCCUCUACUAUGACAAAUUCUACAACAAAGCCAAGAAAAAUGGGAAACGAUGGGCAUCUGGCCCCGAAUCCCAACGACUCCCGAUGUCCUGCAUUUCCGCUCCCUGUCUCACAAUCAGUCUCUUCUGGCUCGCCUGGUCAGCCAAAUCCAGGAUACCCUGGAUCGUCCCAGUGCUAUCUGGAAUAUUGUUUGGCUUGGGAUACCAAACAAUUUUCAUUUCCCUUCUCACGUAUGUGACUGACGCAUACAAGAUCUACUCUGCCAGUGCCCUAGCUGCGUCUGUUAUUAUGCGAAGUGUCGCCGGUGCGCUCUUUCCUCUUGCUGCCGAUCCGCUAUAUGCGAAGCUUGGUGUGUCAUGGGCGACCUCGAUUCUUGGAUUUGCUAGUCUGGCUUGCAUACCUAUUCCGUUUGCUUUGUUCUAUUACGGGCCUUGGAUUCGGAAACGAAGUCCAUUUUGUCAGCGGUUGUUGGAGAUGGAGAUGCGGAAAUCGUCGAGUGGGACACAGACGCCUGAAGAAGUCUAA
This is a messenger RNA of Penicillium odoratum, 3531 nucleotides long. RefSeq names its product MFS multidrug transporter. The transcript has 14 exons. The record is from RefSeq and is a predicted model, not a curated record. Gene Ontology annotation, molecular function: transmembrane transporter activity; zinc ion binding; DNA-binding transcription factor activity, RNA polymerase II-specific. The coding region runs from base 1 to 3531 and encodes 1176 amino acids. Gene Ontology annotation, biological process: regulation of DNA-templated transcription; transmembrane transport. NCBI's taxonomy places the organism in Eukaryota, Fungi, Ascomycota, Eurotiomycetes, Eurotiales, Aspergillaceae.